CAGGGAUUAUGCUCCCGUUGAAAACUACAAGACUAAAUAACACUACAACGCUACAGUACUUAAAUUUUUAUAAAAUUUAGCUCCACGUUUAUCUAUCAGUGCUAUUUUUUCUCAAAUCCAUAAUUAUUUCAGGUGUAAAAUCCCCGGUGUCGCCAGCUGCCUGAGCUGGGUCAAGUAAAGACUUGAAAAAAGCAAAAAUUCUGUCGGCUGGCUUGUUGCGUAGUCCUGACUAAAGCCAUCCGACAUGGAUUCAGUGCCAAGAACUGAUAAAAUCACUUGUCACAGCAAACUUCUGCAGUUCUAAAUGGAGGCUGAUUCUGAAGCCCUCUCCGAGUUAUCAGCACCAGACGUUGAACCACCGGGGCCAUCUCAGUCUGAAGAGACCCGCGAUGCCUUCGACCAAGAGGAAAUAAUCCAACACGAUGACGUCGCGCUCUCCACUGUGGACUCACAGUAUAACGAGGACGAUGAUUCGACUCCCGAAAUUGAUUUAGACUCGUCGGUAUCUGCGUUGGACGCGUCCGACACACUGACUGCAGUUGAGGCCCAACUUCGACCCGAAUUGGAAUUGUCGCUGUACGAUGAAUCCCAGAUCGGUAGCGAGGUGUUAGAAAGCAUCACCGUUCCAUCCGCUGUGCCCCCGCUACCGUUCGAGACCGGACUUGAAGUCGCGCAGACCUCCAAAUCGGGCGCUCUAGCCAAAUAUUACACGGCUGGUUCGAUAAUCAAGCCAAACCGACGAGGGCCAGGAAGGCCCAGAAAGGAUGGUCUAUCCCCCGUACCAAGGAAAACUAUUUAUCGCAGCCAUCCAGGGGAAUUUGGAAGAGGCACAAGAACAUUUCUUAGCAGAAGUCCACGGAUUCGUGGGACAGGACGAAGAGGGCGACCGGCUGCAUCUAGUUUAGCGUACAGACAAGCCCUUCAGUCGCCACCCUACUCGUCUAGACAAGACCCAUCAUCGGCAACCACUGUCGGCCUGCGUCAGGGGGCGUUCCAACCUCGGCCGGAGAGCAGUGCCAGUGAUACCAGCCCUGAAGGACGAAGCAGAGUCAUGGCGCUGGCCAGUACGUCUGUGGACCGUGUAGAUGUCAGUCUGGGUGAACCUUCAGGAGAGGAGACUGAGACACAAGGUCAAGUUCACCUGUGUUCAUUCUGUAACUGUGGAGAGAGGAGUCUGCUUGGACAAGGUGAGCUGUGUUACUAUGAGCCGACAUCCGGAUUUAACCCCUUCAAACGUGUGCUGCAGAAAACGCGCCGCGGAUCGGCUGAUAAGGAUGAACGGGGAAGAGACAAAAGUCCAAAGCCUUUGACUUGGAGGAGAACACGUCAUCCGAUAAAACAGUCAAGAGAGCGAAGCCGCUCUCCCCGUCACUCGUCGUUUGAAGAUGAAACUGGCUGUCAGCAAGUGAUUGACGAACUCAAUGUUGUUGGCUUUCCCGAAGACAUUGAGAUCAGUCAAGUUUUUGAGUCAACAGGUCACUGCUGGUCCCACCACUGCUGUGCGGCGUGGUCCGAAGGUGUGAUUCUGGAGGAUCAGAAACUGCAGUUUGUCGACCAGGCUGUGUUCACCGGUCUCACACAGAAGUGUUCCUACUGUAGACGGUUCGGAGCCACGAUCCCGUGUCGAGGACCGCAGUGCAGGAAACGAUUUCACUACCCAUGUGCAUCUGCUGGCGGGUGUUUUCAGGAUAUUAAAACACUUUCUCUUCUUUGUGGCGAACACUUUGAUCAAGCUGAAAUUAUAGCUGGACCCGAAGCUCUGUGUGUGCAGUGUGGGACCCAGGGGAACAUUGCCGAGCAGCUGUUCUGCACCAGCUGUGGGCAGCAUUACCACGGCAACUGUCUGUGUCCACCGGUUGAAGUGAAGCCCACGGUGCGAGCAGGCUGGCAGUGCCCCAACUGUAAAAUCUGUCAGACCUGCAGGAAACCAGGGGAUGACAGUAAAAUGCUUGUGUGUGACAUCUGUGACAAAGGCUACCAUACAUUUUGUUUGAAACCGGCGAUGACCACCAUACCGAAAAAUGGAUGGAAGUGCAAGAACUGUCGAAUAUGUACGGACUGUGGGGCGAGAACUCCUGGAAAUGGCCCCAGCUCGCGGUGGCAUCUCAAUUAUUCUGUCUGUGACAGCUGCUAUCAACAGCGGAACAAGGGACUGUGCUGUGCGUUGUGUGGGAGGGCCUACCGCACCUUCCAUAAUAAAACCAUGGUUCAAUGCAAUCAGUGUAAAAAGUCUGUGCACAUUGAGUGCGACUCUGCAAUCGAUGCCGGUUUGCUGAAAAUGUUGAAAGAGAGUCCAACGGGACAGACCGACUAUAUUUGUUCAGUAUGUCGAGACAUAGACCCGGAUGCCGAGCUGGGUACGUUCCCAAUUAGUUCCUAUGGAACCGAAGAGAGUUUAGAAAGCUAUCCAUUCAAGGACUCUGACCCUAUUCUGAAGGACGACCCGUUUCUUGGCGAGAUGCCGCUCACUGGGGCCAGUUCCCAGGAGUCGCUCUACACGUGUGAGGAUUCUAGUUCUAGUAUCGACAUAGACAUGGAGAAGGGUAUACACCAAUCAUCUGGGUUGGCCACCUACAUGGCUGCCAAGGCUGAAAUGCUUGAGGGUCACAUGCGAGCAGGCAGGCUUCCCCCUGGGCGCAAGAAAAUAGGUGCUGGACGUCCACGGACCCGUCCCCUUGCUCCAGAAAAACGGAGACGCCCACUGCAAUUUGGAGAAAAACGACGUGGCCCGAAGACUCGAGUGAAAACUGGACAGUUGAGCACUAGCGGCUUGGGAAGCAGUCGAGUUGAAACAGAUACGUCUAAAGACGACAGCGGUGAUGAUCACCCAUCAACAAUUGUCUUGAUGAAUUCAAAAGAUAACUACACCUUAGAUCAGGAUGUUUGUAAGAGCUGUGGUGCAUUUGGUCGUGGUGAAGAAGGGAAGAUGAUUGUUUGUACCCAGUGUGGACAGUGCUACCAUCCCUAUUGUGCUAGUGUCAAGGUGACGAAAGUGGUUUUGAAGAAGGGCUGGCGAUGCCUGGAUUGCACGGUGUGCGAAGGUUGCGGUCGACCAGAUGAUGAGGGCCGCCUCCUGUUGUGUGAUGAGUGUGAUAUCAGCUACCACACCUACUGUCUCGACCCACCCCUAGAACACGUGCCGAAGGGAACCUGGAAGUGUAAAUGGUGUGUGAUUUGCCAAUACUGUGGCUCGAAGUCUCCGGGAUUCAACAGCCUUUGGCAGAACAACUACACCCAGUGUGCGCCGUGUGCUAGCAAGGUCGCGUGUCCGGCGUGUCGCAUAAUGUACCACGAGGAUGACCUCAUUAUUCAGUGUAUACAAUGUGAUAGGUGGCUUCACUCGUCCUGUGAUGGACUCGCCAAUGAAGACGAGGCUGAAGUGGCUGCUGAUUAUGGAUACCACUGUUUGUUUUGCCGUCCAAUUACUAAACAUCCUGGUCCAUUGCCGCCACCUCCGCCACCCCCACCUCCCCCGGAAGAGAAAAUACAACCGCCGACGCCACCUCCACCUAUACCAAUUCAGCUGCCUACACCAAAAGAACCAGAACUACCGAAACAGUUUCUCAUGGACGGAGUCUACUUGUCGGCCUCUGGUAUUGAACAGAUUCAGAGUAUGUCCAUGCCAGUUCCAAAGAAACCUCGACAAAGACGAACGCCGCGAAAACCCGAUCAGCCAUUGAUAGAUCCACUUGUGAAACACCCCAAUGUGGCAAGACUUCUUUCUAUGUCAUCAGUAGAUGGAGAAGAAUCGAUGGAAAAAGAAACGGAUGAUCUGAAAACCCCAGACUCGGAUAUGACGGAAAACCCGCUCGCGAUGGCUAGUCUGAUACCGCCGGCUCCGUCUCUCCCUGGCCUCGAGAUGAGGACUGAAGAACAGGAGGAUGGACAGAAGAAACGACGACCCAGAAAACAAACAGGUGUCGGAGGAUUUGUAGCUCGUCAGCGGUCACGCACCACCAUCUGGAAACGGCAGACUCAGAAUCAGUCUCAGGAAGAUCUCAGUAUGGAAGUUGAAGGUGAUCCUGGCAGUACCCCUGAUGGGGCACCACAUGUUCCCGAGAAACAGAAACGUCGACGCCGAUCACGAAAAAGUAAACUAGAAGAGAGUUUCCCAACAUAUUUACAGGAAGCCUUCUUCGGCAAGAGUCUGUUGGACUCUAGCAAAGAAAACAAAGAGCUCCUAGCGGGCUCCGAUUCGGACAAAGAAAAGUCGUGUUCGUCAUCUCGACAGUCCCCUCACGGGGGUGCAGUCGACACAGACAUUGUGAAGUCACUGCCAGCUGGACAACAGGAUAUCUCCCUGCCUUCCAUGGGGCACACUGACGAUGUUCGUAAUGUGGAUGACAGUGAUUUGAAAGACAUACUUCCCGGUGACCUCAGUGAUCUGCCACCAGAAGAUGACAUUCUUAAAAUGUUUGACAGUGAAGCAUCUGGUGUCUCCAUCGAUGGAGGAGAUCCUGGCGAUUCAGCAUCAGAUAAGAUGAGGGAAACCACCAGCAAAGAUGACCUUGACAUGUUGUCUCCUGGCCUUGGUGUUGACAAGAAUCUUGAUGUGGACAAAAUGUUAUCCGAUGUAAACCUUGGUCCCCAUCUUGAUCAGAUUGACAGCAAAAUGGUGGAAGAUAUAUUCAAAGGAGUUCUACAAGGACAGGAGUCAACUGAUCCAGAUGCUACCCCUUCAGCUUCUGCAGAUGUGCCUGGAGGUAAUCAGUUCCAGUUAGGCCACCCCCCGGGUGUCCCACCUGGCUCUCCGAUGUUCCAGCCGAAUCAAAGUGGGCCCACACAGAUGAUGGGGAUGUCGAUGCCCGGACCGAACCAGCAACACCUGCCAGACGCCAAUCAGACCCCUGGUGGUGGGCCUCUACCAAGCUUUGGCGCAAACGCACCAUUUCAACCUGGCUUUGGCACACAGCAGCUGAGCCCUGGAGGUUUUGAAUCCAAGCAGCCUCCUCCGUGGGUGCUGGAUGAGGGCGGUUCAGAGGAGGGGAGUAGUCGGCGGAAUAUCAUCAAGUGGGAGGCUGAUGAAGCGCUCGGUUUGAACGCCACCAUAUCCUCCAUUCUCUAUGUGAACAUGAACCACCCCAACUUGAAGACUGAAUACACAGACUGGCCAGAGAGAGCUAAACAGAUAGCCAAGUUGUGGAGGAAACUGACGCCUGAAGAGAAACAGCCAUAUUUGGCAAAGGCCCGUAAAAACCGAACCAGCAGUCGUGUUCUGAAGGCCCAGAAAGCCGGUGAAUUUGAUGUAGAGCAGGUUUCUCAAGAGCUGAGACGCAGGCAGCAGGAGGCGCAAAUGCGUGAGGACAGUCAGGCAAUGCCCCCUCCCCCAGCUCCCCCUCCUCUGCCCUCCCCUGGGGCCGGACAGAUACCAGGUGUUCCAGACCAGUUUCAGCAGCUGCCGCCACAGGAAGUCCGUCGACCUAUUGAAGGGCCGUUGCCGAUGAUGCCGAUGUCCCCAAAGCAUGGCGUACUGAGUCCUGGCCGGUCUCCGCUACCUGGAAUGGAAGGUACUCCGAUCGUAUCUCUUCCAGGCUUCUCACCAGAAGGUGAUGGGAGUCCACUUCACAGUCCUGGUGGUUUGGGUAGUCCUAGAAACAUGCCACCAUCUUGGCCUGUAGGCCAACCAGUAGAAGGACCAUCCUCCUUCGAACAUCCUCUUGGAGUGAAGCAGGUUCUCUCCCCUGAUCCACGCACUCCGGGUCCACAGCCAAAUCCUGACCCGUACGCUUUCCAACCAUCCACGCCGAGACCUGACUUUGCUCAGGGCUCGGGAACAUUAAGACUGAGUCACCCACCCAGGACGCCGCAGGAUUUCGAUCCGUACGCCCAUCCCCCAGGCACGCCCCACGCCGAAGGACAUGGGCCCGAGGAAGGCGGUUAUCCAAAGCCUCAGGGGACGCCAGGAAUGUCACAGCUACGGAAGUCGUUUGACCCACAGCAGGCAGCACAGCAGAUGUCUCCAAACCAGGCCACAUCGCAGGCGAAUGCUUACCUUCAUCCCCCAGGGACACCGAGAAUGGCUGGUCCACAAGAUCCGUACGCUUCAGCCCCGGGGACGCCUCAUCUCGGUCCAAAUCAGCCGUUCCAUGGACAGUUGCUCCGAGGUCCUGGCUCAGCUGAACAGAUGGUGUCCGGCCCUCGACUGCCGGUUUCCGACCCGUACGCAUUUCCUUCCGAUGCACCCCGACCUGUCGGCCCACAAGAUAACUUCAUGCAUUCCAUGCGAGGCCCUCGUUCGGUCAUGAUGGGUCCCAGACCACGAUUCUCCUCACCUGAGCAGAUGUCGCCCGGGGUGAAAGCCAGCACACCGGAGCAUUUUCAGCAGGUGUCGGUCACCUCAGUGCCAUCAGAAACGUUCGGACAGCAGCAGCAGCAAGGUCUGGAGGUGCAGACGUCUGGAACGUCUGCAGUUCCUCAGCAGACACCACUACCAUCGACUGCUGGGAAGUCUCCUCACUCUCCCGGUGUCCUCCGCCAUUUGGAUCUCUCGUUUCCUGGGGGACAGGGACAGGAAUCGUUCCGGCACCCCCACCCACAGAUAGUUCGAUCACAGAGUCUUCCAGAUCCUUACAGUCACCAGCCUGGCACCCCUCAGCCAGGAAUGGAACCUUCCAUGGUAGCCAGAUCGGUAUCGCAGAUGGGACCGGGCGUGCCCAUACAGCAUAUGCAGAGGGGCCCACGACCUAUGUUUCCGCAAGAAUCACCAUUGCACGAGCAACUAUUUGGCAGACGGCGGGCUAUGGUCUUACCUUCUGGGAACUGGCCUUUCUCUUAUAAGCACCCUGUUUUGGGAACCGGUGACCAGGCAGAGGGUGACCGCGGCCAGCAGAAUAUCCCGCACCAGCAGCUGCGUGAAAUCCUGGCUCAGCAGAUUAUGAAACAGCAGCGCAUGAAGAAACAGAAGGAGGAAAUGAUUCAGCAGGCGCACAUGGGACACCCGCAGUGGCCUCCCCCUGAUGGGUCGCCGCGCGCUAUGGGACCUAGACCACAAGGUCCCGCCCCUGGAUUGACAGACCAGCCAGUACCUGGUUCUCCACCCGAACGCUGGCCCUUGGGACAGAGACUUGUGCGACCCCCUAAUCCAGUUAAUUUUGAUGGUGAAAACUUCCCUGGACCUCGAGGGCCAUUCCCUGAGGGCAUGCGUCUGCGGUUUCCUAUGGGAAUGAGACCGGUACAUCCACCAAUGUUAGAUCAACCCCCGCAAGGCCCAGGGCAGGGCUCGGGUCAGUUUCCGACCCCACAGCAGCUGGAGCAGAUGCCUCCUGCCCAGCGGAUACAGUUUAUCCAGGUUCUGCACUCUCAGGGACUGAUCCCACCGGGUCACCCGUUACUGGCCCUGCUGGGUCAACAACAACAACAACAGCAGCAGCAGCAGCAACAGCAACAACAACAACAACAGCAGCAGCAGCCCAGCACCUCAAUACCAUCUACAAGCUUCCACCAGCAGUUUCUACACGGCGCUCGUCAGGGGACGGCUACUAUUGAGCUCCAGAGACAGACCUCGGCUGACGGAGCUGGCCAACAUUUCUCUCCAAAAAUGGGGCACGAUACCGAUGGCGUAUCCCCGUUUCCGAAACAGCUUUCCGAAGGUGGUGCUGGGAGUGAGGAUGACAUGUUUCAGAACGCCGAUUUGAAGAGAGGCUCGGAUCAGCCGCAUCUGACGCACACAGAUGGGGAUCAGCUCCAGCUGCCGGACAUCGACGUCAAAGUCUCGAAACACUCCAUGUCUGAAGACGAGAAACACGAAGAUGAUGACCUGCUCAGUUUUUUCACUGGAGCCGAUGGAACUUUUGACAUCUUAAAAUAUGCAGAUCCCGAACUCAACCUGGACGAUGACAAAAUCCUCGAGGAAACUCUGGACUUCAUGGACGAGACAAAAACUUCGCACACGGACGUCAAGACAGAAGAAGACCUGCCGAAGAUUGAAGGCAUGGACCCGCAGACAUCUGAAACGAAAAGCACCGAAAGCAAACCCGACGACCAGACACCGAUGGACGGAGACAAAGAUUCGGAUGAGAAACCUCAAGAAAAGGGAAUUACCGACUUCCAGGCCAAGUUCCUGGAAUUCAGUCAGAAGAGGGCGGAAGAAAUAGAGGAGAGUCUGAAGCUGAAGGAAUCAAAGUCGACUGAUGAAAAGAAGGACGAACAAAAAGGCAUGAAGGACAGCAAGGCUAACAUAAGUCACAUUGCGGCUCUGCUACAGGGAACGGACCCGAUUCGAAGCCAGCAGGAGAGAGACGAGAGAAUGUGUCCGGAUUCUCUUUCCUUGGGCAUGGUGCCACGACCAGGACUCUCUCACGUGAUGUCGCCCCUGCAGGCGGGACAGCACACACCAAUUCAGAUGUCUCCGGGAGCGAUGGGAGUUCAAAACCCCGGAACGCCGGGGCUGUCUUCUCCGCGCAGUGGCCAGCAAUCGCCGCGGACGCCGAACAUGCAAUCUCCGUUUAAUCAGCUGAUGCCAAGUCACUCUCCGCUCAGCCAGCCGGUGACGCCAGGCCAGCAGUUGUCUCCCUUCUCAUCUGCCGGACAGUCGCCUUUCAGUCCGCCAGUCGCUUCGCAUUCGCCAUUCAACACCGGUAUGAUGCCUGGAUCCCAGUCGCCCUUUCCACCGUCCGGAGUGAAUCGGGGACAGCCAUCCAUUAUGUUCACUAUGGCUCCACAGCCUUCCCUCGCAAACACCCCACCCAGCAUGUCCCUAGGCCACCCUCCGUUUCCUCUUCAGCACUCUCCGCGAGCAACCAUAACUCCGACCAACCAGUAUGCUCAGGGGACGUACGGACAGCCUCCGUCUCAGACGCCAAGAAACACGCUGACACCAACUCCCGAGAGCAUUUUGUACGGUCAGUCGGCUGCUGCGCAGCACAUGAUCAGACUCCAGGGUCCGGGGCAGAGGAUUGCGUUCACUGCCACAGCGGCAGCGGCAUCGCAGGGUUUACAAGAUCUGGCUCAGUCUCAGGCUGACGGUCAGAUGACGUCGUCCUCCAAGACUCAGAGAAUGCCCGGUCUGAGUUUGUUGAUGGACAGCGCGGGUCAGCACACCGCAUCGCAGACACUGCAGGGGAUACAGGAGAUGUCGAAGCUCCUGCCAGCUACCUCGGCAGCAGGUCUGCACCCAGGGAUGAUGGGUUCGAGACCCGACAUGGGAAUGCCUGGAGCUGCUCACCCGAAUCUGCAGCAGCAGUUGGCCCACGUCCAGGCCAAUCAGGGUCCGAGGGGGAUAAGACCUUUUGGGCCAAUGCAGCAGAGGCUGCAGCACCCGGGUAUGAGGAUGCAGAGGCAGCCAUUGCCAGGAAUGGCUGGUUUCCAGGGUGGUCCUGGGGUCAAUGCAGGUCCAGGUCCGCCACCAGGGUCACAGGGAAAGGUGCGACCGGGAAUGCCCCAGAAGGAGCAGCACACACUGUUGGAUGAAUUAUUAGAGCAGGAGAAGCAGGAACAGAAACGACAGGCCGAACAACAGGCUCUGCUACACCGCCGCGAGACGGGCAAGCUGGACAUGCCAGCAGGACUCCGGCCAGGUUUAGCUCCACCUCCGGGAAUGACCACGAUGUCUCAGAUGGGUCCUCGAAUGGAGCUCGGGCACCGGAUGCAGUCACCUGAAGCAGCAUGGCCUGGCCCCCCAUCGCAGACGAGUCCCCAACAAGGAGACGCAUCCCAGUUUCCCGGUUUCUCCAGUCGACCUCCCUCCCAACAGCUGAGUCCACGCACCCCGUCACCCUUCCAGUCGCCCUCCCCCGGGAUGCAGCCCCCACGUGUGAGCCCACUGACCAUGCUGCCACCCCCACCACAGCCACCGAUACCACCACCACCAGGAGAGCUGAGCCCGGAGUACCAUCGACAGAUGAUGCAGUACGAAGACUGGCUGACAAAACAGGCCCAGUUUCUCGACAUGCAGAUCAAGUUACUCGAACAACAGAUUCAGAAACAAAAGAGAGCCAAGAAAACUAUACAGGCCAGACAGCGUCAGGCCAAGAAAGUUGGAAAUGAGUUGAACCCGUCGGACGUAGCGGAGCUGGAGAGGAUAUCGGGAGAGCAGUCUGGGCUUCAGAAACAGUUGGAGGCUCUUCGCAAACAGCAACGCCAACACCAGAUGCAGUUCCAGGACUACCGCACCAAACAGAAGGAAGUGUUUGGCAGAAACUGGCCUCCAAACGUUCCCCCUCUCCCACCACCACCACCACCCACGUCUCAACAACAACAACAACAACAACAACAACAACAACAACAACAACAACAACAACAGCAGCAGCAGCAGCAGCAGCAGCAACAACAGCAACAACAACAACAACUGAUUGUUUCUCAAGCACCCGCACAAUCUCCUCCAAUAUCGACUCAACAACAACAGAUACAAACAUCCAUCGUUGCUACGUCAUCAGCAUCGGCUACGACUGCGGCUACAACAUCGGCUCCCCGUUCCGCGAGCACGUCGGUGAAUUCUGUGCGCAUGACACGCAGCGACCGCCAGGAGUACGACGCGUACAUGCAGCAGAGGCUGAGACUGCUGAGUCAGGGCCAGGCCGUGAGACCCAACCCAAUCCCCGGACCGAGACUGCGCGCCCCGGCCCCGGUCCCGGCCCCGGCCCCGGCCCCGGCCCCGGCCCCGGCCCCAGCCCCAGCCCCAGCCCCAGCCCCAGCCCCAGCUCCAGCCAUCCCUGACACACUGGGGCUGAGGCCCGACGUGCCCAAAGGUCAGCCUGCAGAUGUCCGAGGCCAGACUCCGCUACAGACUGUUAUUGGGGACAACAACCCAUUCUCGGAAGGUUUUCAACAGCGAGAACAACUGCAGAGAUUCCGGGAUCAUGUCCAGGUGCGACAGCGCAUAGACCCAACAAAACCUGCAGGAGGAGAUAACUCUAAUGCAGCAGGUAAACCUGAAGGACUUGGCCAUAUGGCUUUCUUCCGUGAGCGCGGCCCUUUUGAGCAAGGUCCUCGGUUUCAAAGAGCUCCAGGACAUUUUGCUGAAGGUGGACCUAGGCAUAUGUUUGAGGGCAAUCGACCUCCAUUUGAAGGUCCUAGACCUCCCUUUGAAGGCCCACGACCACCGUUCGAUGGACCGCGGCCUCCAUUUGACGGACCACGACCUCCAUUUGAUGGACCACGACCACCAUUUGACGGCAGCCGGCCUCCAUUCGAUGGACCACGACCGGGUUUUCCUGGAGGAUUCCCCCCAGUCGCUGGAAGUCCACAGAUGGAUCAAAUAAGAAUGCAGGGAAUCCCAAUGGCUCCAGGCUUUGGUGCCCCUCCCUCUGCCAACAUUCCACCGGAGAUGGGCCCAGCAGUAGUGAAAGAAAAAGCUAAAAAGCCGAGGAAGAAAAAGAAGAAGGCUGAUUCUGAUAGCACUCAGACACAGCCAUUACCACCCUCGAUGCCUAAUCAGGCAUCCGUUUUAGGUCCUCACGGUGGAUCACUAACAUCAGCCCCACAGCAGUCUCCUCAGUCUGGCCCCCCUGUUCGUCCUCCACCUCCUACGACCGGCAACAAGCCUCUGUCAGAGUUCCCUAUCAAACCGCAGUCUGAAACCGAGCGCAGGAUACUCGAGAUUCUCAGCAACUCGGCAGCCCUGGCUCAGAAAGAGGACGACACUGGAAGCAAUGGAGGAGGAAACAAAAGUCCGAGAGGAAAGAGUCCAGCGUCUUCAGAAGGAUCUCGAUCUGGCCUGGAGGAUUCUGUUCAGCAGCAUAUGAUGGGUCAGGCCGGAAUUCCACACCACCAGUUUCUCUCGGUGACUCUGGCAGGGCCAGGACAUGCACCUGGACAUGCUGUUGGAUCAAGUCCUGGAUCGGGAUUCGCUCCCAGAGGCAGAAUUGAGUCUGCAUCUUCGGGGUUGCAGAGGAUGGCAGAUAUGCACUUGCCCACCACAGAGUUGUCUGUAACGGUAUCACAGCCGACGGUGACGUUGUCACAAUCGGAGUCUGCUUCCAUAUCUGGCCAACCCAUGUUGUCUGUAGCACAGACUCCUGUUGUGUCAUCUGCAGCAUCACAUACUCUGAAAUCGAUGGCAUCAGAAGCAUCAAGUGGCUCAACAGAUACUGGUGUUACUGCUGUUGCUGCAGAAAUGGACAAAUCUCAUCCUAAACCUCCAUCUGGACAACGUGUCACAGAGUCUUUAGAUGUAAAGUCUGCGGUUUGUGCAUCUGAUGGAGCAGGAACUGAAGCCAAAACAUCAGGAGCUCCAACAGAACCAGGAUCAAGGACUCAUACAGUAGAAGAAAAGGAUAACACGGUUGCUCAGGGAAAUUCAGGACAUAAAGAAUCAGACUGUGAUGUUCAUCAUCAAACUGAGGAAGGUAAAUCUUCAGGACAGGACAAAUGUGAUGACGGAAUUCAUUGUGGUACUGAUGAUGAAAAUGAUUACAUUGGAAAAACAAAAUGUGCAGAUGGUAUACAUUGUGGUACUGAUGACGAACAUGAAAAUACUGGAAAGACAAAAUGUACAGAUGGAAUUCAUUGUGGUACGGAUGAUGAAGAUGAAAAUACUGGAAAGACAAAAUGUACAGAUGGAAUUCAUUGUGGUACUGAUGAUGAAGAUGAAAAUACUGGAAAGGCCAAAUGUACAGAUGGAAUUCAUUGUGGUACGGAUGAUGAAGAUGAAAAUACUGGAAAGACAAAAUGUACAGAUGGAGUUCAUUGUGGUACUGAUGAUGAAGAUGAAAAUACUGGAAAGAUCAAAUGUAUGGAUGGAAUUCAUUGUGGUACUGAUGAUGAAGAUGAAAAUACUGGAAAGGCCAAAUGUACAGAUGGAAUUCAUUGUGGUACUGAUGAUGAAAGUGAAAGUAGUGGAAAUACUGGAAAGACAAAAUGUACAGAUGGAAUUCAUUGUGGUACUGAUGAUGAAAGUGAAAGUACUGGAAAUACUGGAAAGACAAAAUGUACAGAUGGAAUUCAUUGUGGUACUGAUGAUGAAGAUGAAAAUACUGGAAAGACAAAAUGUACAGAUGGAAUUCAUUGUGGUACUGAUGAUGAAAGUGAAAGUACUGGAAAUACUGGAAAGACAAAAUGUACAGAUGGAAUUCAUUGUGGUACUGAUGAUGAAAGUGAAAGUACUGGAAAUACUGGAAAGACAAAAUGUACAGAUGGAAUUCAUUGUGGUACUGAUGAUGAAGAUGAAAAUACUGGAAAGACAAAAUGUACAGAUGGAAUUCAUUGUGGUACUGAUGAUGAAGAUGAAAAUACUGGAAAGACAAAAUGCACUGAUGGAAUUCAUUGUGGUACUGAUGAUGAAAGUGAAAGUACUGGAAAUACUGGAAAGACAAAAUGUACAGAUGGAAUUCAUUGUGGUACUGAUGAUGAAAGUGAAAGUACUGGAAAUACUGGAAAGACAAAAUGUACAGAUGGAAUUCAUUGUGGUACUGAUGAUGAAAGUGAAAGUACUGGAAAUACUGGAAAGACAAAAUGUACAGAUGGAAUUCAUUGUGGAACUGAUGAUGAAAGUGAAACUACUGGAAAUACUGGAAAGAUAAAAUGUACAGAUGGAAUUCAUUGUGGUACUGAUGAUGAAGAUGAAAAUACUGGAAAGAAAAAGGAUCAAUCUGCAACUGUAACAGAUGCUACAAAAAGUGAACAAAAUAAAACACAAGCUGAUCAUGGUAGUGGUGCAGAUAACAUGGACACUCGGACAUCUACUGGUGGUUCUGGUGAAGUAGCUAAUGGAGGUAACACAAACGGUACGUCAUUCGAGGAUGGCACUCGUGGUACAGAUGGUGAUGACCAAGGACUUCUUCAUCAGCCAGAUUCCCAGUUACCACAGGCAUCAACAUCAGUAGCAUCAGCAGCACAAGGUUCCGCUUCCACUCAGCAGCAGAUGGAAGUGACAGAGACAUCAGAAGAAUCCGUUUCUGAAAUACUGGCUACAUCAGACAUUCAGAAACAGGAUUUUGCCAUUGAGAAACAAGACAAAGAAUUUAAGGAGGGACACAUGGCGGUGCCUGCUGAAUUACCUGCUGAAUCAGAGUCAUCAAAUCGGACUUCAUCAGAAUCGGUAACAUCAGAGAGCGCGAUAGCAUCUGGUCCUCAAAUUAAAGAAACUACACCAAGCCCCUGUUCACAGGGAGAAGGAAGUCCAACGACUAGUUCACACACAUUAAGUGUACAAGCCUCAUCUGAAAUCAAGAAGAUGGAUGAAUUUGUUCAACAACAGUUGCAGCCAUCACAGGAAUCAAGUCAUAAGCAAGUGGAGCAGGAGAAGACAAUGUCAUCUGCUGGACAAACACCUGUAUCUUCCGGACAAGCACCUGUAUCUUCCGGACAAGCACCUGUAUCUUCCGGACAAGCACCUGUAUCAUCAGGACAAGCACCUGUAUCGUCAGGACAAACAUCUAUGUCAGACGGAAGUAAUAUAUACCAUCAUUUUAACUCCACUAGUCAUUCACAUACUGUCUCAACUGAAAGUGCAUCUUCAGUAUCGGUGUCUAUUCCAUUACCCAUGGCAGUGCAUCCAUUUUCAACCUCAUCGUUAUUAUCAUCAUUCUCAUCUUCAGCAGUGUUAGCAGUAUCAACCUCAUUGUCUUCAAAAUCAGUAACAACAUGUCCAUCAUCGGUGUCGGGAACAUCAGUGUCACCAACAGUGAUAACAUCAUCAUCAAUGUUGGCAUCAGCACCAUUAUCAUCAUCAGUGUUAACAUCAGCACCACCACCAUCAUCAUCAAUGUUAACAUCAACAUCAUCAUCAGUGUUAACAUCAACACCAUCAUCAUCAUCAAUGUUAACAUCAACACCACCACCAUCAUCAUCAAUGUUAACAUCAACAUCAUCAUCAAUGUUAACAUCAACACCAUCUUCAUCAGUGUCAACAUCAGCUCCAUCAUCAGUGCCAUCAUUAACUGCAUCGUCGGUAGCAUCAGCAUUAUCAACAUCGGUAGCAGCAUUAUUAACAUCCUCCUCCUCAUCAUCAUCAACAACAACAACAGCAGCAUCUCAACAGGUGUUCUCUCAGCAGCAUUCUCAAGCUUCAGGCAUUCCUGUACAUCUACCUCAGACGCAGUCCUCUCACUUGCCUGCCAGCACACUGGCAGCACCAACAGUGUCAUUGCAGGAACAGUCGUCUCAUCUUGCAAGUAUUUCACAGGGCAGUGUGUCCACAUCCUCACACAGUAUUAGUGCUCCAUUAUCUGUAAGUGUUUCGAUGACCAGUGCAUCAUCGGUGAUUGCGGUAACUGCAGCUCCAGUUGGUUCAUCACCAAAAACAUUCCCACCUCAGUUGGACAGGUCUAAAAUGGCAGAAUUUGUAAGCACAGUCUCAGAGUCUACUUCCACUCAUUUGUCAAAGGCUCCAAGAACUGUGGGAUCACCAGUUAGUGCACCAAGUUCAACAGCUGCCUCGAAAGCGAAAACAGGUACUAUAACAGUUUCCUCAGAAAGUACAUUGACAGCUGCGGAGAGGCACAGAGAAUUGGUAAGCUCUCAUAUCCAGGCUACUAUUGACGCAGUUGCCCGUCUGCCCGAUCCUAGUGAAUCUUCUCAAGAUGACUGGCUUAAAACGUCGGACUAUAGAAACACCUCCAGUAUUCAGACACCAGCUCUGAAUUCAACAGACAUACCUCAAGAUGGUUUAAUGAGAAUGCAGAUGCCACAUUCUCAGCACUCCUCGGUGCCAAGUGGAAUUCCUCAUUCGAUGCAACAUCUUCCUCCAUCGUACGCCUCGGCAAUUAUGGCAGUUCAUGGACGAGGAAUGCCGAUGCCUGGUCAUCGGCCUGGCAUGAACAUGGGUUCAUCUCUGUCCGGCAUCCCUCCUGGCUUGCAGGCAAUGGCACCGACUGGCAAUAGACCUGACAUGAGCCAAGCUCAGUCUGGCAUCCCAGGGAUGAUGGGCCAUCCGAGAAAUCUCCAGCCACCAAUGCCAGGUGGAAUGAUGCCUGCUGACCUACAUGGAGCUAUGCAGCCUCAGAGGAUGCCUCGACCCAGGCCCCAUAUGAUGCCUAGAAUGCGAGGCCCUGGACCGGGUGACUAUCCAGGAAUGAUGCCUUCCAGACUUGAAGACGUUGGUCACCAGCAAAUGCCUGCAAUGAGACACCCAACAUUCCAUCAUCCAGCGUUUGCAGAUCUCCCGUCUGUUCCAGGGAAUCAUCCUUCUGCGUUGGAGAAAAUGGCAGCAGUCAUGUCGCAGGUUUCCACCCAGCAUCCCUUUGCUCAUGGAAUGUCGCGGCCAGCCAAAGGACCAUCAGUGCAACAAGGCCAUCCAUUUAUGCCUCCCAUGUCCUCUCAACCUGGAUUGCCACCGGUGUCAUCCGUUUCUGGUGGGAUUCUACAGUCAUCGACCAGUUUACCCCAGACACCCUCCGAUCCAGCAAUGCAGUCAAAUGCUUCAAACCGAGGCAUGCCACCAGUGUCCUAUAACUCAGGAAUGCCACCAUCCUCAGCAGGUUCUGGGAAUCCACCAGUGUCAUCACCUGGUGGAGGACUCACCACUGUCAUGUUGCAGAUGACCAAGUCUGGCUCAGAACAACAGUCUCAGGGGAUGCUGCCAUCUGACAGCACCGAGGAAGCAAAUGGCCCCGUCACUUCAGUGGAAGCUGUUCUCUCAGGACAUGCACAACACCCGGGCGGAAUGGCAGCACAUCCUGCUCCUCAGCUGACUCCUCGGAUGAUGCCUCCAGGAAUGAUGAUGCCUCGUGGCAUGCUGCCACAGCAACUGCAUCAUCUGGUGCACGGAGAUCGGAUGCCGCACAUGUUCUCCCAAGGAGACCGGAUGAUGGGAGAUCGAAUGCCUCGAAGGAUAUCAGGAGAUGGCAUGCCAACAGGUGCAGAGUUUCGUCCAAGGAUGCCAAUGCCGUUCCAGAUGCCGCUCUCGAACACGGAUCAUUCUGAAGGACCUGGUCCGAAUGCAGCUGCUGGCCUUCCCCAGCCGAUGCUGCCCAUGAUGCAGAUGCAGCCAUCGGGCCCCGGGCACCCUGUUCCAGUGCCCAUGAUGCAGAUCAAACAGGAGCCCAAAGAUGACAGUCAGGAAACUCAAGCACGCCAUAUGGACCUGGGAAUACCUGGAGAUCUGACAGCGGAGGAGAGAGCCCAGAAUGCCAUGUUAAAACAACUGCUGGCCAAAACUGGAGCCCUUGGUGGACACACUGAUAACAUAGAGAAUUCUGGUCUUCAGAACGAAGAUCUGCCCAACCUGACUCCCGAACAGCGGCGCCAGCUGGAGAUGAUUGACGAGAUGCCGCUCUGUAAAGAGACUGAGAUCUCAUCCGAGGAGUGGGAGCUUAAAACUCCGGAAGAGAAGGAGAAAAUACUCGAAAUAAGAAGGCAGGAGUACGAACGCAGGCGAAAAGAGUACGAACAGCUUCGUAAGCAGAAGAAAGGGAAAGUAGUCGGAGUUGGCGAGACUAAAAGACGCCGUAAACGUCAGACGGAAGGUGGGGAAGUGGCUCCGCCUGGCGUGCCAAAGAAACGGGCCAAGAAACAGAAGGGGAAAGACGGAGAGGUAGAGGAGAGGUCGGAAAAUUUCAUGCAGCAGCUGCGGAGUAUGCCGGCAGUGCCACUGAGAGAACCGGCCAUUCUGGUGAAUAACUUCAUUACCAGUCUCCACGGAGCCAGUCAGGAAGCUGGAAACCAAAUGCGAGGAAGCUAUGGCCGAGCUUAUCUAGAAAAUGUUCCUGACGUCUACGGAAGUCUUCAGCUUCCUCAUUCCCAAGGACUGCGCGGUCUCCCCGGAGGAGACAUCGCUUCCAGGCGCCACCUCAUUGGAGAGAGUGACGGUGCCACAUUCACAGAGGAGCAGCGGUAUCACCUGAUGACGGAAAAAGCGUUUCUUAACUCGGGACUUGGUGCGCCCGGUUCGCAGUUGCCGCAUUUCAUGCAGGGUGACCCCAGGAUGAGACUGCCAGUCCUCCCACCCCACCCCAGGGUUGAGCCACGCGGGGAACCGCCACUUAGUGACAGUCCAGACACUGUCAUUUCUUCAUCAUCACCAGAAUGUAGUUUCAGCGAACCAGCCCCAGACUUCCCAGCGCUACGACCCAUCGACCUACCCAAAGAGGAAAAGAUGGACAGAAUUUCAUCGCCUAUCGUGCCCAUUUUACACCCCAUUCCCAUCAAAUUGGAAAAAGGCCUGGUAAAAACAGACGUUGACGAAGAAUCCAUGUUUGGAGAUGCAAACACCAUUUCCGACCUCACCAACAUCUCGAUCUCCGACAAGAAGGAAAUGUUCGACCCGCUCGGAAAAGGCCUGCUCACGACCAAGAUGCCGGCAUUGACGUCGAGUUUGACCCGACCUUUCAUGGACCCAGGGAUGGACCAGCAGGUUUCUGUGACCUUGACCUUGUCUGCCACAGCGGCGGAAGACAUCGGUGGCGUGAUGUCUGCAAUUGCCGACUUGUUGAAGAUCGCUGUUCCACCGACAUACGAGAUGACGCGAAGCCCGUCGCCGGAUUCGUUCAAAACAACCGUGAAACACAAGGAAGAAGCCGUUGACAUCAAAGCGCUAAUCAAGGCAAAGCCGAAGUUUUGUCGUCAUUGCGAUGUGGUCGUUCUCAGCUCGGCAAUCCGAAAGAAAAAGUCGGAACUAGCAUUUCUCACCAAGGAGGACCAGGAAAAUGAAGACGAGGAGUUGAUAUUCUGCAGCAUGAACUGUUACAUGCAGUUCUCCAUAACCAACAAGUCUCAACAGGAGAGUGAACCGGCUAACAUCAUAGAGCACAAGAGUGACACCACACCCUCGGCCUCCCCCCUGCACCUCCCUGUCACAUCGGCACUGUCCAUCUCGACCACACCGCCGGUAACGCCCGUAUCCACCGGUCAGCAGCCAGCGACUCCAACCACCCCGGCAUCGUCAUCUAAUCAGAGUAUUACGAAAUCACCACUCUCGUCCCCCAUGCUGUCGAGUCCGUCAACAAAGCCAAAAAUUGAAGAGAAGCUGGCGAAGAAACAUCGGCGUAACAGCAGCACGUCACAAGAGGUGUGGCCACCCAAGCCUCUGGUGAAGAAGUGGAAGGAAAUACGAUGGAGAAAAUGGACGAUCACGAUCGCUGAAUCUUUGGAGAAGAGAGAACAACGGUCGCCCAAGAAGUUGAAAAAGAUCUGGAGAAAGUACGUCCACUUGAUAAAACCGAAUCCGAAGUCUGACGAUAGCCGAGGUGAGGACGGACGGUCUAAAGAUAGCCGCGUUGAAGACACUAGGGUUUGUGCGUUCUGUCUCGAGAAAGGUGAUGGGCACACAGACAGUGCUGCAAGACUUCUGAACAUGGACGUCGACAAAUGGACUCACCUGAACUGUGCCCUGUGGUCGUACGAAGUGUACGAGACCGUGAACGGUGCCCUGAUGAACGUUGACGUCGCGUACUCGCGCGGCCAGGCGGCGGAGUGCGUCGUGUGUCACAAGGUUGGUGCCACACUCAGCUGCUUCAAAAUCCGAUGCACUCACUCCUACCACCUCAUGUGUGCGAAAAACACAGGCUGCGUCUUCUUCCAGGACAAGACCCUGCUGUGUUCGCUGCAUGCUUCAAAAACUGACACUGUGGAAGGCAUUCUCGAGUCUCUUGUGGUUUUCCGACGAGUUUACAUCAACAGGGAUGAAGAUAAACAAAUAGCUAGUAUGAUCCACCGAGACGAAGGGUCUCACAUCCUACGAGUCGGAUCUCUGACACUGCACAAUGUGGGUCAGCUUCUACCACACCAGAUACAGACGAACAAGUUUAACACCAAGGACUACAUUUACCCAGUUGGAUUCAAGACAAGUCGUUUUUACUGGAGCACGCGUAAUCUGUACAAACGAUGCCGAUACAUCUGUAGCAUCUCGGAUAUGAAUGGCGGGCCCGAGUUUACGAUCAGGAUCCAGGAACGCGAUUACGAAGACAUUAUCCUCAAAGAAACGACACCGAAUGGAGUCUGGAAGCUCAUUCUAGAACCAAUACAGGAUAAACGGAAAAAUGCAGACCUGGUGAAAAUGUUUCCAUCAUUCAUUACUGGAGAAGAAAUGUUUGGCCUCACAGAACCGAACAUCCUCAAAGUUAUAGAAUCACUGCCAGGCACAGACCUAUUGAACAACUACUUCUUCAAGUUUGGCCGAUCUCCCCUGAUAGAAAUGCCUCUGGCAAUCAACCCGACCGGAUCGGCCCGUACAGAGCCCAAGAUGAGAACACAUUACAAGAGAUUUGUGACUAUUCGCAGAUCGCACACGCUCCAGUCGAGCGGUUCCCGCUCCCUGCCCACCACGGUGACGGGGAUCACCGGUGACGUCAACCUACCGUACAUCAAGCAGUUCGUCCACUCCAAGUCCCAGCAGUACCGACGACUCAAGACAGAAUGGAAGACAAACGUCUUCCUUGCAAGAUCCAGAAUUCAGGGACUUGGUUUGUACGCGGCUCGCGACCUCGAGAAACACACGAUGGUGAUUGAGUACAUCGGAGAUCUGAUCCGAAACGAGGUUGCCAACAGACGGGAGAAGAUGUACGACAUACAGAAUCGUGGCGUGUACAUGUUCCGGAUUGACGAAGAUACCAUUGUUGAUGCCACAAUGGCAGGCGGCCCCGCACGCUACAUUAACCAUUCGUGUUCCCCCAACUGUGUGGCAGAAGUCGUACAGUUUGAGAAGGAGAGCAAAAUCAUCAUCAUUACCAGCUGCCGUAUCCCUAAAGGAGAAGAGUUGACUUACGACUACAAGUUUGAUUUCGAAGAUGACCAGCACAAAAUACCAUGUCUUUGCGGUGCUCAGAACUGUCGAAAGUGGAUGAACUAAACACACAAUCCAAAUCAUUGACAGACCUUUUCCAGAAACACAAAAUGACUGCUUGUGACCAUUAUUUAAAUCGCCUUUCUCAUUUGAUAUAUACAUGAACUCGAGUUUGUAAAAUCGGCUACCAAAUCUGAAUGUGACCAGGUGGAAGGCAUAUAUUGCUCAAUCCAAGAAUUUGUUGUCAAUAGAGUGAUUCCAUUUUGAUAACAAACAUUUGACCAGAAUUCCAGAUAUUUACAGGACCUGAAAACAGUUCACAACCUUGUUUGAUAAAAUGCUAUUAAUAACACCCAUCUUUUCAACUUUGCAAAGUUUUCUGGAUUUUUAUUUUUUCAACAUGAGUUUUGUUUUGUUUUUUGUAUCUGUGUGUGUGUGUUCAAGAUCUAUGGUGUCAGUAUAACCACAGUAUCAGAUGGAGCUGUAUAAUGAAUAUUUUAAUCUCUAUUAAUCAAGUCAAACCUCCAAAUUAAUAGUGCACAUAAUUAAAAUAACACCCACCAAAUCUGUUUUAAAAUUAAAACAAAUCCCACAAACCUGUUAGAAAAACUUCCCACAAACCAGAGUAUUGUAGAUUCAGGGCCCUGGCUAGGAUAUUUUGGAGGAGGGGGUGGGGGUAGAUGGAUUCUUGGAACGAACGAACAUAUGGAAGGCUAUUAUGUUAAGGACUCUGAAAUACCAUUAUAAAAAUAUAUAUAAUAGUAUAUUGAAUAUUAUGGACCUCGUUAUUGCAGGUUACGGUUAUCGUGUUAUAUAUAUAAUAUAUUUAAUAGAUAUAGACGAAAAUCAGUGGCAACAGAUAUUACUUGCUGAAUUUAUAGUAGGUUUUUAUACCAGAGAUUCAUUUUCUACUUGAAGAUAUAUUUGUGUUUUGUGUGACAUGUCAGAAACAUAUAUAGUGUAUUUAUAUAUGAAUAGAUAGCAAGAGAAAUAUUGCGAGUACUUAUUAAGGUAUUUGAUGAUUGUUCACCUGAAAAAUUAACAUACAGAUUUUAUACACUUGUAAAUAGCAGCCGGAAGUUUAGAAUAAUAGUGUAUAGUAAUAUGUUCGCUGGUUAGCUUUUAAGUCCACAACAGUGACAUGAUUAUAUCAUGUUGGAUUUAGGGUAUUGAAUAAAAGGGGAAACUACAUCAGAUGUGUGGUUUUGUUUUUAAAGAAUUACAAGUAAUGGGUGUUACAGUAGCUGGUUCUAACAAUGAAAUCAUAUUAUGUAUUUCUCUUUUUCCAAAGAGCCGUGUUAGAAAGUGUCCUGUUUAGUUUGCAGUGGACUGCUACAAACAUCUUAAAUGGUUCCAAGCCCAGGACUGUAUGUUUAAUAAAAGCACAUUUAGGCAAAAAUUAUACAGAUAUUCGGGCAAAAUGUGGUAACCUCAGACCUUUUUACCAUUUAUUUUCAUCGUUCUACCCUUACAAUUAGUUGUAAUCCAUGUAAAAAUGUGUAGUGAUUCGUUUGCAACCCUCUUUUUGUCAUAUUGACAUAAUCAGUCUGUUGAUGUGGACGUAAAAUGGAAACCGCACAUAGCACUUUUAACUGUAUCUAGCCUGAACUAAUGUGUGUUCUAAGAUUGUAGUCAUAAUGGGUAGUGUUGAACUAGUUUCAGUUUAGUAUAUUUUUUUACUUAACAUCUAGAGAAUGAUAUUCUUGCUUAACAUUUGAAAACUUCCUAGAAAAUGUAAUUUUUUAUAAUUCUUUUUUUUUAAAGAAAUGGAAAAUGUUUAGUUUAGCUUUCUGUUAGAUGAUGACGGCCAUUGAUGAAAAAGAAGGUAAACUUUUUCACAAAGUGUGCAUAAUCGAGUUGUUUCUGCAGUCAUAAUUAUUGUCUCAAUUAGAUUAUUUUUUUCUUUCUUUUCUGUUUGUACAGUAAUUUGCCUGUCCCAUACUGUAUGGCUUUUAAUCAUCAGAGAAAAGAUUUGCAAUCAUGAAUUAAAGCUUUUCAAAUGUUUGUACAUAAAAUGUUAUUUUGUUUGGAUCGUGCAUCAUAUUAAUAAUUAUGACAUCAAAUUAAUCUUUUACUCAGCCUUCGUUGUAAUAAACAUUCAUCAUGAAUCCACUUGCCAUUGAAUAUGCAGUAGUUUUGUAGAAAGGUUUUUUUCCUUUUUUUCUCAAUGUAUGUUUAUAAAAUUAAUGCAGGUAGAUAUCUGGCUUGAAAUAAAUUAUAGGAAUUUUCACAAGUAACUUGAUACAUUUGCAGUAAACAUCAUUUUGAACAGUUAAAAAAAAAACCCAAAAACCCCCAGUAAAUACAAUUCUUCUUUGUUUUUUUACUCUGGCAGUUGAUUGUCAUAAUUGGUCACAUUUGAGCACCUAACGUAAAUUAAAGUGUGACAUUUCAUUCCCAGCUUCAAGUUGGUCUGCAUAUCGUAUAGAAAGGCAACUACGGUAAAACACGUUUAUGUGCUUUGUAAAUAGCAAUGGAAAUUUAAUACUACUUUUGUCACAUUGCUGGUUAUACAUUGUAUUACAAACAGAAUCUCUCACUUGCAUUCAUUUAAUAUGUACGUUAUUAAACACUGAAUUAUUUAUUGUGUGUUGCUUGCAGUUUUUCAGAAUUGUUUAGUAAAUUACGUAUAAGAUGGACCCGUGUGUUAGAUUUUCUAUUUAUUUCACGAAGAUAUUGUAACAGCCUUUGAUUUCACUCACCAUAUCUACCUAACAUUGAAAAUUGUUGUACAUAUGUUAAUACGAACAUCUAUAUAUGUUGAAUUAAAGUAAAGCGGUCAAAUCAGCUUGUUAUUUAAAAAAAAGCAAUAAGUCAUAUUCAUCAUUCUCACAUCAAUCAACAUUUAUGCAUAAACAUUGAACAUACUAAUCUUCCAUAUCUACGAAAUUUUCCUUCUACAUUUUAAACAUUGUGUACCAGUUUUAUAUUAUAUAUAUAAUCUCGUGCAGAUGAGUUUGUUUUGGGGUUGUUGUGUUGUUGUUUUUUGUGUUGUUUUUUUUGGGGGGGGGGUCACACCCCUUCCAAUCUUUACAUGUAGCUGCAGUAUUUCACAUCUUUUAUUCGGCAUCAGGAUUUAGAUAAUUCAGUGCGUUCGUGAGCAACCUUUCCCGUUGUUUACUAUUUUUUAAUAUGGUAAUGGUACUUUUACCACAAACAGGCAGCAACAUUGUGCGUAUGUCAUUAGGCAUAAUCAACUUUUGCAUACAGGAUUUGUGUUCGUCAUCAAUUAAUUCAUUAUAUAUAUAUAUAUAUAUAUAUAUAUAUAUACACACACCUAUAUAUACACUUGUUUGUGUCAUUUUCCACUGCAUACUGUUCAACCGGCUUCUGCUGGUAGUAGUGUGUGGACACAGAUGUUGUCAAGUAGAGCAUUUACAUACAAUUAGUGGACAAGCUUAUACACCUUGUGUUGUGUUGGUUUUCAUUUUUAAUACCUUUGUAUGAUGUAAAUAUACUGAGAAAAUAUAUUAAAUACUAAGUGACCUUCCCCCCAUCUCUUCCCCCCCCCCCCUCCUUCCGAGUGUUUCUGUUGUCCAUAAGGCAUAAAAACUAAAUUAUGUGUGUUUCUGGGAAUCUGACCUACUAACAGAUAAGGGCCAGCCUUAAUUAUUUUCUCAUUAAGCCAAACAACUUUUUACAGAAUGGUGAAAGGAUUGAAUUGAAAGAAGCAAGCCUAUUAUAAUAGAAUAUUUUGAAACGGUUCUGUAUUUCAUCAAGUUAAAGCAAUAUAUUCCGAAAAAGGUAUUCGGAAAAGUGUAUUUAAAAAAUGAACUCCCACCCACCCUAUUAGAAGACAUUGUAGUUGUAUUUGUGGGUUUGGUGCAAAUGAUAAAAUGUCGAUUUUGCUUUUCUUUCUUUUUUUUUCACUUUGUGUAUGUUUUAUUAAAGAGUGACUAGAACUCCCUGAUCUAGAUACACACAGCUGUGAUUUAUCAAAUGUUUUGUAUAGUCAUUGUAAAUAAACACGAUCAUCUCAGGUCAGACCUAUAA
Messenger RNA from Gigantopelta aegis, 24589 nucleotides. Its product is annotated as histone-lysine N-methyltransferase 2C-like. NCBI's taxonomy places the organism in Eukaryota, Metazoa, Mollusca, Gastropoda, Neomphalida, Peltospiridae. Gene Ontology annotation, molecular function: histone H3K4 methyltransferase activity; histone binding; transcription coactivator activity. Gene Ontology annotation, biological process: positive regulation of transcription by RNA polymerase II. The transcript has 78 exons. The record is from RefSeq and is a predicted model, not a curated record. Bases 305 to 20662 code for a protein of 6785 amino acids. Gene Ontology annotation, cellular component: nucleus; MLL3/4 complex.